CGUAACCCCUCUCACUCUUCAAAUUUCAGCAACCAAAACCGAGCAACAUACAUAGAACAUGAAUUUUCGGUAUCCUUUAAUUUUCGUAUUGUAGCCUAAUGAUGUUUUUAGUAGUUAUAUUGUUAUGUUAUGAAUUACUUAUCAUAGCAAAUAUGUUCUGUUAUUUGGGGAAUUUAUGCUGUUGUUAGUUAGUUGAAUUUAUGUUAGUUAUGAGAUGGAGUAAUAUUAGUCGUACAAUAUGGUUUUUGUUAAUUUUACUGGAAUUAAGCUAAUAGUUACUUAUUGUAAAUUGUAGAUAUGGGUAAAUUCAAGAAGUUUCAGCUUAUUAUUUGGUGGAAUGGAAGGGUGACAAACUCUGACAUAGGGAUUGAUUAUGAGGACGGUGAAUCCACUAUGCUGAAAAUUGAGUCACGAUUCAAUUUUCAAGAACUCUGUGAUAUUUGUGCAGACAGGGUUUGUACGAGCGGACAUACGAGACUUGGUAAAAUUAGUUACCGGUAUCCAGACAUCAGUGCUGGCGGGGUUGUGUACCAAGAAGUUGUCAUAAACGAUGAUGACGCGGUUACGAUGAUGUUACAGUUCCUAAGCGAUAACGUGAUGCGGCUUGCAAAGCCGUAUGUUGAGACCGAGGUGGUCGGUGAAACUCAUUCUCACCAGUAUUCUUAUGAUGAUGGUUUUGCAGGAGGGUACAGAUGGGGUGGUAGUUCGAGCAACUACGAAGGAGGUGGUUAUACAGGAGGUUACGGAGAGGGUGGUAGUUCAAGCAACUACGGUGGAUGUAGUAGUGCAGGAUGGGUCGUCCUAAGAUUGAAAGGAUUCACAAUGAGAUGGAUCAAGUGCAACGCACGAGGUGGGGGCCGAAGCGAUGCUCCAAGUGCAGACAACCUGGCCAUGACAAGAGGCGUUGACCAGGAUAACCUAUCGGGCAUGGUGAGGAUAUUAAUCAGGACCAACCUUGAAAAAGUGAUAUAUCUUAAUUAUCAUUUAGUUGUAAUGAUGUUUAAAUUGUAAGCUUGUUUAAUGAUUGGCAUGAAUUUGGAAUAAAUUUAAAUGGGGUCC
Molecule: messenger RNA, 1059 nt
Organism: Linum trigynum
Lineage: Eukaryota; Viridiplantae; Streptophyta; Magnoliopsida; Malpighiales; Linaceae
Source: the annotation of a GenBank genome assembly